This is a messenger RNA of Carlito syrichta (Philippine tarsier), 3192 nucleotides long. It is a transcript of the gene RACGAP1, whose product is annotated as Rac GTPase activating protein 1. The transcript has 18 exons. NCBI's taxonomy places the organism in Eukaryota, Metazoa, Chordata, Mammalia, Primates, Tarsiidae. Gene Ontology annotation, biological process: signal transduction. The record is from RefSeq and is a predicted model, not a curated record. Bases 240 to 2138 code for a protein of 632 amino acids.
GUGCGUCCUAGCGUAGAGGGACGGCGUGGGAGGAAUAAAUUUCUCUGUGAUUGGUCGCUACCGGUUUUCAAACCGGAGCUGGCGGCGCGGGGCUGCUCUGCCGUUGGGUGAGGCGUUGAGGGAAGUGGAAGGGCGCCCAGGUGGGGCCCGGCGGACCCCGCGAGGUGAGUGCUGGGGCUGCGAGGCCAGGUGCGUCUGCCGCUGGGUUGUGGCAGGAAGGGAGAGCGUCCGUGUGGAAGAUGGAUACUACAAUGCUGAAUUUGCGGAAUCUGUUUGAGCAGCUUGAACGCCGGGUAGAGAUUCUCAGUGAAGGAAAUGAACUCCAAUUCAUCCAGUUGGCAAAGGACUUUGAGGAUUUCCGUAAAAAGUGGCAGAGAACAGACCAUGAGCUGGGAAAAUACAAAGAUCUUUUGAUGAAAGCGGAGACUGAGCGUAGCGCUCUGGAUGUUAAGCUGAAGCAUGCACGUAAUCAGGUGGAUGUAGAGAUCAAACGGAGACAGCGAGCUGAAGCUGACUGCGAAAAGCUGGAACGACAGAUUCAGCUGAUUCGAGAGAUGCUCAUGUGUGACACAUCUGGCAGCAUUCAACUGAGUGAGGAGCAAAAAUCAGCUCUGGCUUUUCUCAACAGAGGCCAACCAUCCAGCGGCAAUACUGGGAACAAAAGACUGUCAACCAUUGAUGAAUCCGGUUCCAUUUUAUCAGAUAUCAGCUUUGACAAGACUGAUGAAUCACUGGAUUGGGAUUCUUCUUUGGUGAAGACUUUCAAGCUGAAGAAAAGAGAAAAGAGGCGCUCAAAUAGCCGACAGUUCAUUGAUGGUCCCCCCGGACCUGCAAAGAAAACUCGUUCCAUUAGUUCCACAGCAGACCAGGGGAAUGAAUCUAUUGUUGCAAAAACUACAGUGACUGUUCCCAAUGAUGGAGGGCCCAUUGAAGCUGUGUCCACUAUUGAGACUGUGCCAUACUGGACCAGGAGCCAAAGGAAAACAGGUGCUUUACAACCUUGGAACAGUGACUCUACCCUGGGCAGCAGGCAGCUGGAGUCCAGAACUGAGACAGACAGUGCAGGCACGCAGCAAAGUCAUGGAGGGAUGCGCCUGCAUGACUUCGUCUCUAAGACGGUGAUUAAACCUGAAUCCUGUGUUCCAUGUGGAAAGCGGAUAAAAUUUGGUAAGCUGUCUCUGAAGUGUCGAGACUGUCGAGUGGUCUCUCAUCCAGAAUGUCGGGACCGUUGUCCUCUUCCCUGCAUUCCUACCCUGAUAGGAACACCUGUCAAGAUUGGAGAGGGAAUGCUGGAAGAUUUUGUGUCCCAGACUUCUCCAAUGAUCCCUUCCAUUAUUGUCCACUGUGUAAAUGAGAUUGAGCAGAGAGGGCUAACUGAGACAGGACUGUAUAGGAUCUCGGGCUGUGACCGGACAGUAAAAGAACUGAAAGAGAAAUUCCUCAGAAUGAAAACUGUACCCCUUCUCAGCAAAGUGGACGAUAUCCAUGCUGUCUGUAGCCUUCUAAAAGACUUCCUUCGAAACCUCAAAGAACCCCUUCUGACCUUUCGACUAAAUAAAGCCUUCAUGGAAGCAGCAGAAAUCACAGAUGAAGACAACAGCAUAGCUGCCAUGUACCAGGCUGUUGGUGAACUGCCCCAAGCCAACAGGGACACAUUAGCUUUUCUCAUGAUUCACUUGCAGAGAGUGGCUCUGAGUCCACACACUAAAAUGGAUGUUGUCAAUCUGGCUAAAGUCUUUGGCCCUACAAUAGUUGCCCAUGCUGUGCCAAAUCCAGACCCAGUGACAAUGUUACAGGAUACCAGGCGUCAACCCAAGGUGGUAGAGCGCCUGCUUUCAUUGCCCCUGGAAUAUUGGAGUAAGUACAUGAUGGCAGAGCAAGAGAACAUUGACCCCCUGCAUGUCAUUGAAAACACAAACGCCUUUUCAACACCACAGACACCAGAUGUUAAAGUGAGUUUACUGGGACCUGUGACCACUCCUGAGCAUCAGCUUCUCAAGACUCCUUCAUCCAGUUCUCUGUCGCAGAGAGUCCGCUCCACCCUCACCAAGAACACUCCCAGAUUUGGGAGCAAAAGCAAGUCUGCUACCAACCUGGGACGACAAGGCAACUUUUUUGCUUCUCCAAUGCUCAAGUGAGGUCACAUCUGCCUGUUAUUUCCUAGCAGUGACUGACUAUAAGAAAGGACACACCUGUACUCUACUCUGCAGCCUCCUGUACUCAUGACUCCUUUUAGCAUUCUCCAGGCUUUUAAUCAUGUUUAACUGUGCAUGAGGGUUUUAUUAAAACUAUGUGUAUCUCCUUCUCUAGUAACAUAGUAUCAGCACCCUGUGCUGGUCAUUGUUGGGAGCUUUUAGAGGCAGAUCUCCCAAGGGGUUGAAGAGGUAGUAUGGAAUUCAUUGUGAUUCUUUUUGGGGGGCAGGGGUUUGUCCCUUUGGCUUAAAGCCAAACGCCGCUCAUGGAAUGAGCUUUCUCUGUUGUCAUUUAGAACUAAUUUCCACGAGACAGUGGCAGAAACCCUACCUCUCUGAUAAGACUGAUUUGUCUCAGGGUGGGAAGUGGGAGGGCAGGGUAAAGAAGGGGUUGGACAGAUCAUUUAGGAUGGCUCCUUCUGGGAACUUCCCCCAUUAUGAGUUGAGCUAUGACAUGGUGCCUUCAUAAAAAUGUUAAAGACAAAACUAGUGAAGGGAAUAUCCUUAGCUUUAAUUUGAAUUGAUUGGGUCUUAAUAGUGGCAUAGCCCUGUAAAUGUGAUAGUACAACUUAUAUUUAUCUCUGACGGGCCACUGGCUGGAAUUUGGGUUUGACUGGGGUCAAAGCCAGUUUUUUCCUCUAAAGUUAAGUUCAUUCUGAUGCUUGACUCCCCCACCUUGUCCAGCGGAGUUCUACUUCUAAAGGUCAGAAUGCCGUCUAUUUGGCACCUCAGCUAACAAUUUAAAGAGUAGGCUGUAAGGGAAGAUUGUCAAUAUUUCAUGUGGUAAGAAGAGCCACAAUCAUUUGUCUUUGCACUUUGGAUGCUGAAAUUUUCCCGUGGAACGUAGCCACAUCUAGAUAAAUGUAAGCUUUAUCUUCUGUUAGAAGUUUUCUCAAUGUCUGUAAAAAUGGUUUGCGUCUAUAGAAUGUUUCUGAUUCAAAUUGACCCUUGCCUAUAAAACACAUAUUUGGAAAAAAGUAAAUAGCUUUUUCAAAAUGAA